AUCUCUCUCAUCUUCUUCCUCGCAUGAAGACUGUUUUAAAGUCUGACAGACUUCCUGCAUGGAUGGAGGAACCAUGUAGCGCAUUUUCUCCACAAAGCAAGCAUUGACGUUCCUCUCUGUGACUGCAGGACGAAGAUUUUCUCCGCAGGUGUCACAUGCAUGCACAGUACUGUUGGCCGUGCUCUAAUUGAGGAAUAUCGGACGCAAAGACUGGAUGUGAAAGAGCAUUUCUUCGCAUCCGCGUUCACUUCUGCCCUGUCGCCGGUUUGAACGCCAAAAGGGAGGAAGUCAACUCUUAUUUCUAUCAUGUGGACGUUCCUGCAAACGUGUAGCUGCUGGAUUUUCCUCCUGGUCGUUUCCUCCAUCCUUCUCCGGACAGAGUGUCAUCCCGCAUUGACAGGAAGCCAAACUGAGUCUCAUGCCCCUCCUGUCCAAGGCCUUCACACAGCUGGCGAAACACGACCGCGGAGAGCUGCUACUGAGGAUACCUACUGGGCGUACUCAGGUACAUAUGGACCAGAUGAGGGCUGGGCAUCAGCCUUCCCAGAAUGUAAGGAAAGAAACCAAUCACCAAUCAAUAUUGUGGACCAAGAUACCAAAGUAUCCACUGAGUUUCAGGAACUGACACUGGAGGGCUUCGAUACGGAAUCUUCAAACAAGACAUCAAUGAAGAACACUGGCAAAACAGUGGCCAUUGUGCUCAAAGAUGAUUAUUUUGUGAGGGGAGCAGGUCUACCAGGGAGAUUUAAGGCAGAGAAAGUGGAGUUUCACUGGGGGCCAAGCAACGGAUCAGAGGGCUCUGAGCACAGCAUCAAUGGCCGACGUUAUCCAGUGGAGAUGCAAAUCUACAUGUACAAUUCGGAUGACUUUGACAGCCUCAGUGCAGCACUCAAGGAGAAAAGAAUCAUCGCAGCCAUGGCGGUUUUCUUUCAGGUUGGAGGAAAUGACAAUCCUGCUGCUGAUCCUAUAAUCCAUGGCUUGAAGGGUGUGGUCCAUCACGAAAAAGAGACAUUUUUGGAGCCCUUUGUCCUGAGGGACCUGCUGCCAUCCUCACUGGGAAGCUACUAUCGCUACACAGGGUCCCUGACUACCCCUCCUUGUAGUAAAAUAGUGGAAUGGCUCAUCUUCAACAGGCCAAUAUAUGUCUCCUACAAACAGUUAGAGGCUUUUUACUCUAUCUUUACCACGGAGCAACAGGACCAUGUUAAGUCGGUGGAAUAUCUGCGCAGCAACUUCAGACCCAUUCAGAGGCUGGACAACCGCCAUGUGUUCAAGUCAGCGGUUAAAGACGCCUGGCAGCCUGACCUGUCUAACAACGCAGGUGGGCCUUAUGGGACAGAGGCUUCCAGAGUGUGCAGCAGCGCUCCAUUUAACAUGAAGGUGCGACACGUGAAUGGAAGCGCCCUGGUGGUUCGCUGGGCACGUCCGGAGGUCAUAUACCACCCACCCAUUCUCCACUUCCUGGUGUCCUACAGCUGGACAGCUCAUGACGACAGCUACGAGGAAACACACCUCACUGAUGCGAAACACAUAAUGGAGGCUGUCAUCUCCCCCGUCUCACCGGAUGUGUUGUACCUCUUUCGGGUUCAGGCUGUCUGCACCAAUGACAUGCGAAGUGAUUUCAGUCAAAGCAUGCUCUUCAGAGCAAACACCACAAGGAUCUUUGAGGGAACACGGAUCGUAAAAACUGGAAUGCCCACAGUUUCACCAGCAUCUUCAGCUGACAUGGCUCCCAUCUCCUCUGGUUCAUCCACUUGGACCUCCUCUGGCAUUCCCUUCUCCUUUGUCUCUAUGGCAACGGGCAUCAGCCCUUCCUCCAGUGGUAGUCAGGCAACAGUGGCAUCGGUGGUGACCAGUGCUUUACUCGCUGGUCUUGGCUUCAGUGGGGGAGUCAUCUCGUCUUUCCCCAGUUCAGUUUGGCCAAGCAGAGCACCAACACACAAUCUUGUGCCCCGGCCCAAACCCAUCAUGCCCAAGGAUGUCUGUCCUCCUGUUGUCACAAAAGAGAACAGAGAGGCAGGGAGUGAUGACAGUGGCAAUAACAAGGGUCACGGAGAUGAUGAAGACAGAGAAGGGGAGGAUAGAGAGGAGGAAAAAAAGGACAAAAAUCAGAAGAAGCAAAAGAAAAGAUCAGCAGCAGAGGAAGAAUGGAAGGACAAAAGCAUGGCAAGGAAUGAGCCAGCCAGUCCCAAACCUAAUGGGAAUGCAGAGGAGAACGUAGAUUCAACAAGUAGGCCACCUGUUGACAACCUAUUUGACUGUAACCACACCACCAUGGAAGCAUUUCUGGCUCCUGAGGUUUCCCCAGUGACACUUAGUUGGGAAAGCUCGCCCUUCUCUGUUUAUACCGGCAAUUCUACGACAUUCAUCAACCCGAACCACCAUGUGAGAGUGAGAGCUGGGUCACGACUGGACUGCAUGGACUGGAUGAUACCUUUGAUAGGGGUCUCAGCUGUAACCUUCCUAUCUCUUGCUCUGCUGCUGGCUGUACUCAUCUACUGCAGACGCUGUUUCCAGAGAGCGUAUCUUCACGUAGAGGACAGCAGCUCACGCAAAGUAGUGGCCAAUGGGACAAUCCCUGUCACUCCCAUCCCAGAUGAUCUGGGAGUUAUUCCAGUGAAACACUUCAUCAAACAUGUCUCAGAGCUCUGCUUGAAAAACUUGCAUGGAUACUCACAAGAUUUUGAGGAGAUUCAGCACUGCCCUGCAGAGUUAAAAAUCUCAGCGCACUCCAACCAUCCUAACAAGUACAAGAACAGAUACGUCAACAUAGUCGCCUAUGACCACAGCAGGGUAAGGUUAAGACUGCUGGCUGGCAAGGAUUCCACACACACCGACUACAUCAAUGCGAACUAUGUGGACUGCAAUGCCAGACACGUGGAAUGCCUCAGUGCUGAAAAGGAGUACAACAAAGAGAAAAAACGAAUUUCGUCUGUGGUACCAUGUUUGGAGCGGUAUCAGCCAGCUUGCUGUGUGCCCUUACUACACUUCUGCACCAAGAAAAUCAGCUUUGGGCCUCUUGACAGGAACGCUAACAGGACCAUGACAUCCUUGUCCGAUCAGUCUCACCAGGCAGAGACCAAGGAGUCACGAGUGUGAUCUCAGGGGCCUGAGCUGGACUGAGAGCACCCUGUGGAUCCAAACAUCUUCACCCCCUCAACUCCUGCAGUAUUAAAAGGAGGCAUUAAACUUUGUAAGCUGUCAAGUAACUUUCGUGGAUAAGACAUUUUGAGGCCUUUUGCCAGACUCUUGGUUAAAAUUAAUAACUUAAUUACUUUUUUAAACUGAUAAAAAGAUUUUGAUAUUUAUUUUUUUCACCAUUUUAAUGUCUUAAUGUCCUCCUAUUGAAGGGGUGCCACUUUUUUGAGUUUCACACAAGAUACACUUCUCCGUCUUGUGUAUUUUCACUAUAUAAUGUCACUGUUACUGCCUACGCUAAACCCAACUCCUCGCUCACUCAAGUUGAUUGUUUUGACAUUUUGGCAGCCUUGUUCCCUGCAAAGCCACCUGCUUCUGUGAAGGACAUUGCCCUGCGGGCGCCUAUCAGUGGUUUUAAAGCAGCAGACACAAGAGGUCAAACUGUUCUUCACCAGUCACUAACUGGUGUUUGAUGACAGUAACCUCUUUUUUCUGCUCUUCUAUCCCACUUAAAUUAACACCCAAAGUCAUAAAAACAGUAUGUUGGAACAAAAACAGUAUGUUGGAACUAACAUGAGCUCAUUUCUAAAUAAUGACAUUUUUUCUAGCUUACACAACGAACUGCAUCACAGACAAACGCUGCUGUUGUACUCAAGGACUCAUUCUGCACUGUCAUUGGCUGACACUUUCUCCUAGCUCACAGUGUGCCCUAGCAAACUUCACCAACAAAGGCGAGUUUGCUACACUGCCCUGAUUCUCCUCACUGAAUGCCGACAACACCAGUAAGCAUCAGCUUGCAAGAGGAGUGAUCGCAUUACUUAAUUUACUUUACUUUUUACUUGUUUUUAUUUUGUGCAUGGAUGUACUGUUGAGUGAGCAAGUGUGCCAUGUUCUUGAUGGAUCAUUUUCAGUCACUCUAUUAAUUUCUGUCCUUCCAAUGAAACUGUCCUUCUAAUGAAGAAUGGCAGACCUUUGGAAGUUUCUUCAAAGAAGAACAAGACAAUGAGGAGACUAAUAAUAUAUUUUUUAAAAAAACAGCAUCAGUUCUUUGAAACGCAAGCAGCCACAUGGAACAAGGUGUGAGAUGUGCAUGAGUGUGUAUGAAAAAAUUGUUCCACAGAAUUGCAACUUCAGUUGUAAGCAAGAAAUUGGAAGUUCACAUUUUUUGCAUAAUCGUGCAGCCCUAGUUGAAACUUAUUAUCCCAGCGAAUGAAUUUCCUUUUUAUGUUUUUAUGUUUUUUGUGUUUUACAUUAGUAAAUCACAUCAUGUUAGAAUAGGUGGUGUUACAUAUUGUAAACUUUUAUUUCUUUGUACAGUAUAAGUUACUGUCUCAUUUUUGGAAACA
Molecule: messenger RNA, 4484 nt
Organism: Dunckerocampus dactyliophorus (ringed pipefish)
Lineage: Eukaryota; Metazoa; Chordata; Actinopteri; Syngnathiformes; Syngnathidae
Product: receptor-type tyrosine-protein phosphatase gamma-like
Exons: 19
Coding region: 307-3099 (930 amino acids)
Biological process (GO): protein dephosphorylation
Cellular component (GO): plasma membrane
Molecular function (GO): zinc ion binding; carbonate dehydratase activity; protein binding
Source: RefSeq, a predicted model, not a curated record